AUGUCAAAUAACUAUGAAGAUGGGGGAGUUUACUAUGAUCCAGACGAAACCAUGUUCAAUAACGAUGAAGAUGGAGGAAUUUACUUUGAUCCUGAAGACCACGAACUCAUCAAAUAUCAUCUACUACCCAAGUUAGAAACGUAUCUACAACCCAAGUCGAAAGAUGAAGAGUGUGAAGACUUCAUCGUGAUGAAGAACGUUUACGAUAAGGAGCCAUGGUUGCUGGACCAUACCAAUCAUCCGUUGUUCAAGAAGAACGAGUGGUUUUAUUUCGUGACAAGGACUCAAGUGUCAGUGAAGAACAUUGGUCGUGGUAGGAACUCAAAGCGGAGGAUCGCCGGGGACAACGAUGGUGGGAGUUGGAAGCCUAACGCUAAAAAAUAUAUUGAGGACGAAGAGAGAAAGAAGACCAUAAUAGGGAAAAAGCAAACUCUAAAGUUCACUAAAAGCGACAACAAUAAGAGGCAGAAGAGAGGAGACGGUACUUCUGCUGCCGUUCCAGGGAGCACUAGUAGCUGGAUUAUGUACGAGUAUUCGCUACCGGACGAAAAUACGUUUCAAGAACUGGUCCUGUGCAAGAUUCGCAAGAUAAGUAAUUCUAAGGAUGAAGAAGUUGAAGCCGUGGAUGUGACACAUGACGCAGAAGAUGGGACUGGAGAGCUCGUUGAAAGAUUCGCAAGAACGGGAUUGUAUGAUCAACAAACAACGGAGAAAUAUGAUCAACAAGAGCCACCAAUGUACGCUCCUUCUCAAUCUAGUGAUCCUCCAGCUAGGCUUGGCAAUAAAUCUCUAUACCAAUAG
This is a messenger RNA of Brassica napus (rape), 801 nucleotides long. Its product is annotated as NAC domain-containing protein 6-like. Gene Ontology annotation, biological process: regulation of DNA-templated transcription. The record is from RefSeq and is a predicted model, not a curated record. The coding region runs from base 1 to 801 and encodes 266 amino acids. Gene Ontology annotation, molecular function: DNA binding. Lineage: Eukaryota; Viridiplantae; Streptophyta; Magnoliopsida; Brassicales; Brassicaceae. The transcript has a single exon.